This is a messenger RNA of Pipistrellus nathusii (Nathusius's pipistrelle), 2916 nucleotides long. Lineage: Eukaryota; Metazoa; Chordata; Mammalia; Chiroptera; Vespertilionidae. The record is from the annotation of a GenBank genome assembly.
AUGGAUGUGGCUGAGAGCCCUGAACGGGACCCUCGCUCUCCAGAGGACGAAGAAGAGGAGCAUCAAGGGCUCUCAGAAGAUGACAUUCUGAGAGAAAGUGGGUCAGAUCAGGAUUUGGACAAAGCUGCAGGGAAGGCUUCUGAUUUGGAGGAUGAGGAAAAUGCUGUCCUGGGACUGAGUCAGGAGGAAGAGGAAAGUCGCUCUGAUGAAGAGGAUCAGGACCAGGACUCUGAGCCUCAGGAGCUGAACAGGGGCCCUACGAGCCCCCCUCAUGCAGAGGAAGGAGAUGGGGGGGAAGAAGACCGCACAAGUGACCUGAGGGACGAGGCCUCCUCGGUCACCAGGGAACUGGAUGAGCAUGAGUUAGACUAUGAUGAGGAGGUUCCUGAAGAGCCAGCCCCCGCUGGGCAGGAGGAUGAAGCAGAAAAGGCUGGGGCAGAAGAUGAUGAGGAGAAGGGAGAAGGAGCUCCCGAGGAGGAGGGAAAGGCUGAUGUCCACAGUGUGGAAGAAAAGGAGCCCCUGGAGGCUGCCAAGGAGAAAAAAAAAGAGGAUGACGAUGGAGAGAUUGAUGAUGGGGAGAUUGACGAUGAUGAUCUGGAAGAGGGCGAAGUAAAGGACCCCAGUGACAGGAAGGUGAGGCCUCGUCCCACCUGCCGAUUCUUCAUGAAAGAUGUUGUGACACCAUUAUCCACUCUUCUUCCACCAAUAUCAAAUUCCAUACCAUUCAGAGACCAGGUUAAAGGGAACUGUACCUGGGGAAUGAAUUGUAGGUUUAUACACCCUGGAGUCAACGACAAGGGCAACUACUCCCUAAUCACCAAAGCCGAACCUUUCCCGCCUAAUGGUGCCCCACCUCUCGGACCUCACCCACUGAUGCCUGCCAACCCUUGGGGUGGGCCAGUAGUUGAUGAAAUUUUGCCUCCACCCCCUCCAGAACCUCCCACAGAGAGUGCCUGGGAACGAGGACUUCGUCAUGCAAAGGAGGUUUUAAAAAAAGCAACCAUUCGAAAAGAACAGGAGCCUGAUUUUGAAGAGAAAAGGUUUACUGUGACCAUUGGUGAAGAUGAACGGGAGUUUGACAAAGAAAAUGAAGUUUUCCGAGAUUGGAAUUAUCGGAUUACAAGAGAUGUCAGAGACACAGUACUUGAACCUUAUGCAGAUCCUUAUUAUGACUAUGAAAUAGACCGGUUCUGGCGUGGCGGGCAGUAUGAGAAUUUCAGGGUGCAAUAUACAGAAACAGAACCGUACCAGAAUUACCGGGAACGGGAAAGGGAAAGAGAGCGAGAGAACAGACAGCGAGAGCGCGAGCGGGAGCGAGACCGAGAACGAGAACGAGAGCGCCGGCAGCGGGAGCGGGAGCGGGAGCGGGAGCGAGAGCGCGACAAGGAGCGGCAGCGGAGGAAAGAAGAGUGGGAGCGAGAGCGAGCCAAGCGGGAUGAGAAGGACAGACAGCACAGAGACCGAGACAGAGAGAAAGAGCGGGAGAAGGAAAAGGAGAAGCCAAAGCCCCGCUCCCCACAGCCACCAAGCCGACAAACUGAGCCACCAAAGAAGGAGGCAGUCUCCACUGGGCCACAGGUGAAGCGAGCAGAUGAGUGGAAAGACCCUUGGCGCCGGUCCAAGUCUCCAAAGAAGAAACUUGGAGUAUCGGUCUCCCCUAGCCGUGCACGAAGGCAUAGAAAAACAUCAGCCUCAUCGGCCUCUGCCUCCAAUUCCUCCAGGUCGUCUUCACGGUCCUCCUCCUACUCUGGCUCUGGUUCGUCCAGGUCUCGGUCCCGGUCCUCAUCCUACAGCUCCUACUCUAGCCGGUCUUCCAGACACAGCUCCUUCUCAGGCAGCCGGUCCAGGUCCCGGUCCUUUUCCUCAUCCCCGUCUCCCUCUCCAACACCUUCUCCACACAGACCUGUCAGAACCAAGGGGGAGCCAGCUCUGCCUCCCGGGAAAGCAGGAGAGAAGAUGGUAAAGAAGCCAGCCCCACCUCCAGCCCCACCACAGGCCCCCAAGACCACUGCCCCCACCCCUGAGCCUGCCAAGCCGGGAGACCCUCGGGAAGCCAGGAGGAGGGAACGCCAAGCCAGGACCCCUCCCAGGAGGCGGACCAUCAGUGGCAGUGGCAGCGGCAGCAGCUACAGCGGCUCUAGUUCCAGAUCCAGGUCCCUGAGUGUGAGCAGUGUCUCCUCAGUGUCCAGCGCUACAUCAAGCAGCAGCUCGGUGCACACCGUGGACUCGGACGACAUGUAUGCAGACCUGGCCAGCCCUGUGUCCUCAGCCAGCUCACGGUCCCCCACCCCAGCCCAGACCAAGAAGGAGAAAGGAAAAUCUAAAAAAGAAGACGGCGUUAAAGAGGAUAAACGGAAAAGGGACUCAUCCACACAGCCACCCAAAUCCUCAAAAUCUUCCACAGGCAAUAAAUCCUCCCAGCAGCCCACAGCCCCUCAGCAGGCACCCUCUGGGCAGCCCCAGCAGGGUGCUUUUGUGGCACACAAGGAGAUCAAGUUGACACUGCUGAACAAGGCCGCUGAUAAAGGGAGCAGAAAGCGAUAUGAGCCCUCAGACAAGGACAGGCUAAGCCCUCCUCCAGCCAAGCGGGCCAACUUAUCCCCAGACCGAGGUUCUCGGGACCGGAAGUCAGGUGGGAGAUUGGGCUCUCCCAAGCCAGAACGGCAGAGAGGCCAGAAUUCCAAGGCUCCUGUGGCCCUGCCAGACAGGAAGCGUCAACUGUCGCCCCAGUCCAAGAGCUCCAGCAAGGUCACAAGUGUGCCUGGUAAAGCCUCAGACGCCGGCACCGCCGCCUCCGCGGGCACCAAAUCAGGGAAGGCCAGCACGCUGUCGAGGCGGGAGGAGCUCCUAAAACAACUCAAAGCCGUGGAGGACGCCAUUGCUCGCAAGCGGGCCAAGAUUCCCGGGAAAGUAUAA